AUGGGAGUGGCCGCUGCCCGAGAAGACAGUCCGUGCGCGCUGGGUGGGAGUGGCAUCACGGGUGGCUGCUCGCUGGUCUUUCUGCCUGUGACCAAGGGCACAUUAGGUCCUGGCCUUGGUAUUUAUGAAGGGGCAACUGUGGAGGGCCGGGAGGAGGAGCCGAGGGUGGAUGGGGCCCUGCGGCAGAGUCCCCAGCCCACCUGCCCACCAAGGGCACGCAGUGAGCCCCGGAACGUGGGACAGGAGGAGCACAGGCCCUGUGGCGAGGACUGGGGGAGGGGGGUGCCACACCAGUACAGAAAGCAGACCCUUACCAAGCCAGAUUCAGGCUGGCCAGAGACACGCAUACAGGCGAGCGUCCAGGACACCGACGGCGGGUCCCGGGGGCCCCGAGCCUGCGGCCUGGCCAUGGGGCUCCUGGCCUACAGGUGCACGCACGCGCACACAGGAAGGAACACCAACUUCGAGGAAAAGGAUGCACGUUUUCUUGUUUAA
This is a messenger RNA of Rangifer tarandus platyrhynchus (Svalbard reindeer), 495 nucleotides long. Lineage: Eukaryota; Metazoa; Chordata; Mammalia; Artiodactyla; Cervidae. The record is from the annotation of a GenBank genome assembly.